Molecule: messenger RNA, 768 nt
Organism: Ostreococcus lucimarinus CCE9901
Lineage: Eukaryota; Viridiplantae; Chlorophyta; Mamiellophyceae; Mamiellales; Bathycoccaceae
Exons: 1
Coding region: 1-768 (255 amino acids)
Molecular function (GO): acyltransferase activity, transferring groups other than amino-acyl groups
Source: RefSeq, a predicted model, not a curated record
AUGAAUAGACAGCCAACCGACGCGCGUCACUCCCCGCACUCCCACUCCCUUCACGAUCGAAGUCCUCCACCUCGCGCGCGCGCGCGGACGAGGAUGCUCAUCAUCGACAUCAUCGACCACGUCGCCGCGCGGCGUCUCUUCCCCGAGCUCCGCGCCGCGCACGUCGAAUGUUUUCCGAACGAUGUCCCGAACGACGAGUGCGUCCCGAACGAUGGCGAGACCGAGGACGCCUUCUUCGAUCGCGUCACCUGGCUCCACGAAGAGCGCGAAACAACGUGGUUCGUCCUGCGCGAGCUCGAUGCGCGCGGACGUCGCGGUGCGAUCGUCGGUUUUGCGUGUGGGUGCGCGUACGCGGAUAGCUGGUACGGCGCGCACCUGGGCGUCGUCCCGAGACGGCGAGGCGAAGGGCUUGGAUCGUAUCUCAUGUACGUUUCGCAGGCGCACGCGGGGAAAUUAGGUAUCACUCGGUUGCAGGCGAGCGUGGAGGUGGAUGGGAAGAUCGGGCGAGGACGGUUGCUGAAGUAUUACGAAAGGCACGGUGCUCGCGCGGUGGAGACGGGCUUUGGGAGCACAGGGUCGGUGGCGGCGAGCGUGAUUCGGAUAGAGAGAGCGUUUACGUUAGAGGUGGCGUUGAGGGAACUAGAAGAUUCAGAGCGACGAGUGCGUGGAUCAGCGCACUCGAGGAGUCGAAGCAAUCGGUGGUUUGUCGCGGCGGCGAUGACGGUUGUUUGCGUCGUCCUUCAAAAGCUGAGGUCUAGAAGGAAAUAG